Messenger RNA from Cicer arietinum (chickpea), 1512 nucleotides. RefSeq lists its product as uncharacterized. Lineage: Eukaryota; Viridiplantae; Streptophyta; Magnoliopsida; Fabales; Fabaceae. The record is from RefSeq and is a predicted model, not a curated record.
CUAAAGCAUAACUGUAUUAUAAGCUGUCACUACUUCCCUCCUUUUCUUUUAAAAACCAAAAACAAACCCUCUUAACACAUAUUUCAUACUCAUUAAGCGCAAGAUCUUAGGUGCCACAAUACAAGUGCAACACAACAACUAUACACAAAAACCAAAACAAAAGUUUAAUUACAAGAAUCAUGAUGAAUAAGGGAAGAGAAGGCAAAGCAAUAGUACCUUCAACAGAUUUAUUAGUAUGUUUCCCAUCUAGAGCUCAUCUACAUCUAAGGCCCAAGCCCAUUUGCAGCCCAAUUAGGCCUUCUGAGUCUAACAAACACCACCACAACAACCAUCACCAGCGCAAGAGAUCAAUCUCUAGAAUUGGUGGUGGUAGCAGUGGUGGUCAAACUAGUAGUCCUAUGUUAUGGACUAAAAACAAGUCAAUGGGUUCCGAGAAUUCGGAACCAACCUCUCCGAAAGUUACCUGUGCCGGACAGAUCAAAGUGAGACAUAAAAACUCUGCUUGUCGGAGCUGGCAAUCGGUGAUGGAAGAGAUAGAGAAAAUUCAUAACGACAAGAAGCAAAAGAAGCGUCUCAAUUGGGCGGAAUCUCUUGGUUUCAAGAAGGAGAUCAUGCAAUUCUUCACUUGUUUACGGGCCAUACGCUUCGACCUUCGUUGCUUUGGUUCCUUUUCUGGAACCGAUAUUGCAACAGAAGACGAAGAAGAAGAUGGUGAAGAUGAAGAUGAAGAUAAAGAUGAAGAUAAAGAUGAAGUAUAUUAUGAAAAUAAUCACGGCGAUGUAGAAGAGAGCGAUCACAAUGAAGAAGAAGCAUCGAGAACCGUGUUCUCGAAAUGGUUCAUGGUGUUACAAGAGGAACAAAAGAACGAAGUUCACAAAGAAGAAGAAGAGAAGAAGGAAAAUGGUGAUGAGGGAGAAGAAAUAUCGGCGCCUCCUCCGAAUGCAUUAUUGCUCAUGCGUUGUAGGUCUGCUCCGGCGAAAAGUUGGUUGGAAAAAAGUAAAGAAGAAGAAGAAGAAGGUGUUAAUAGUAAUGAUGAAAAAGAAAAGAAUUCACAAAAAGAGAAAGAAAAAGAAGUGAAGAGAAAUGUAAAGAAAGGACAAAGUUUAAAGUCAUUGAUGGAGGAAGAGAAUAGAAAUAAGAAAGAGAAUUUGGUAGUGAUGAGAUACAAUAACUCUGGUUAUUAUGGUAUUUCAACUGAUAUUGCUACAGAGACAUGGAUUGUUGGUGGUUUAACAGAUCCAAUGUCAAGGAGUCGAAGUUGGAAAAGAUGAUCAUUUAAUUUUCUUAUAUGAUUUCAAGCAUUAACUUUUUUUUUUAGUAUUACUAAGGUUGUGUUGUGCCAAAUCUCACAAGAAUACUUUCGUGUGACAACUGUGAAAUUUCAUAUUAAAUUCCCAUUUUUAGCAUAUGAUCAUUUUCAUUACUCUGUACAGAUUUCUGAUUUCCUUUAUAUAAGUACCAUGGAAAGUUAUUUUUAUUAAAGAAUAUAUAUGCACUAUGUACUUGUAUGUA